Pochonia chlamydosporia 170 is the source of this 1203-nucleotide messenger RNA. Its product is annotated as RTA1 domain-containing protein. NCBI's taxonomy places the organism in Eukaryota, Fungi, Ascomycota, Sordariomycetes, Hypocreales, Clavicipitaceae. Bases 1 to 1203 code for a protein of 400 amino acids. The transcript has 3 exons. Gene Ontology annotation, cellular component: membrane. The record is from RefSeq and is a predicted model, not a curated record.
AUGCUCUUCUCAAUACUCUUGUUUGUAACAGCUGCUGCAGCUGUAGCCAUUCCCUCAACUCCCAUCUCAGAACCAACUACAACACUCAACAUUCUCCCCCGAGAAACUUCAACAACUCCACCAACACCCAGCACAUUCUCCAAAACGGAAUACAUCACCAUCGAAGGCGUCACAAACUCUGUCCUCACUAUUCCCGGCAAAACCAUCGCAAUCGCCACCGUACCGACAUGCAUUCAAACUGCGGUCCCCGAUAACAACGGAUACAUUCCGCCUGGUGAAUGCGAUGCCCUGUGGAAUUAUUAUCCUAGUUUCGGGGCAGCUCUCGCCGUGGCCUGCCUGUUUGGAUUCUUGGUCGUUGUGCAUAUUUGGCAGGCUGCCAUGUUUAAAAAGACGUGGUGCUGGGUCAUUAUCAUGGCGACUAUCUGGGAGAUGACAGCCAUGAUAUUCCGUACAUUAAGCUCCAAGAACCAGCAGAGUAAAGGACUGCUUCUCGUGUUUCAAAUAUUCAUCCUCCUCGCACCUCUUUGGGUCAACGCAUUCGCAUACAUGACCUUUGCAAGAAUGGUUCACUACUUCCACCCUCGUCGAUCCAUCCUCCGCAUGCCGGCGUCCAUCAUCGCCAUCGUCUUCGUCUUCCUCGAUAUUGCCUCCUUCGCAGUCCAGCUUGCCGGUGGGAGUAUGGCCAGCCCCGGUUCCGCGCCGGACGUCCAGCAAAAGGCAUUGCAUAUAUACAUGCUUGGAAUAGGGUUCCAAGAACUCAUCAUUGUGUUGUUUGUCGUUUUGUGCGCCAUGUUUCAGGUCCAACUAUCUAGGCUUGACGGCGGGCGAAGUUGCUCUCUCUUCAAAGCGCACUGGGGACCACUUCUUUGUGCGUUGUAUUUUUCACUUGCCAUGAUUACUGUUCGGAUUGUUUAUAGACUGGCUGAGUUUUCGAGCGGUAUUCGGAAAAACAGCGCGUUGGUUACGAAAGAGGCGUAUUUUUACAUUUUGGAGGCUGGGCCGAUGGUUUUGGCGGUGUUUUCGUUUGUGGUUGUGCAUCCGGGGAGGGUUAUGACAAACCGGGCACUGGAAAUGCCUGGUGUUUUUACUGUUUUGAGGAAUUCGUGUGCAAGGCGUAAGGGCAAGGAGUUGCUGAGUGAUUCUGGCUCUGAGACUGAGUUGGCUGAGGGGUGGAGGGUGAGGAAGGAUGAAAUUGCUGCAUAG